AACGGGCGAGACUACCGCGGGAACAUGACCUUCACGUCUCAAGGUUAUCCGUGUCAGAAAUGGACUUCGAAUUACCCAAACAAUAUCACAAUUGAUCUUACCAAUGAACUCGACGGACUAGGUGAGCACAACUUCUGCAGGAAUCCUGGCGGAGAAAGGGAAAGACCUUGGUGUUAUUCCCUUAUGACGGAGACGGAAUGGGGUUAUUGUGAUCUUCCGCUGUGUUCCGAA
This is a messenger RNA of Helobdella robusta, 231 nucleotides long. RefSeq lists its product as hypothetical. The transcript has a single exon. NCBI's taxonomy places the organism in Eukaryota, Metazoa, Annelida, Clitellata, Rhynchobdellida, Glossiphoniidae. The annotation marks the transcript as partial. The record is from RefSeq and is a predicted model, not a curated record. Gene Ontology annotation, molecular function: signaling receptor binding; endopeptidase activity.